CUUUAAUUUUUUUUUUUUUCUAAAAAAAAAUAAGAGCAAAUAAACAAACUAAUUAGCUACAUGCAUUACAAACAAAAAAAAAUCGUGUUUAUAUUCUGGAAUUGACAGUGAUAACAUUCAGCUCUACAUUAAACACACAUAUAUACAUACAUACAUACAUACAUACAUACGCAUAUAUACAUACGCAUAUACACAUACAGACAGAUAUUUUAGCAUUAUAAUUAUGAAUAAUAAUAAUAAUAAUAAUCAGAUUAGUAACAGUAAUACACAUCCAUGGAUGAUGUCUUCUGGCCGCCUGGAUCUGUGUUGCCCAUUCCUCUUACUCAACAACAACAACAAACCAAUUCAUCGCUACAACCCCAAUUACCACCAAGACAGUUUGAACAACCCUUUUCGCCACCUGCGCAGGCGCAUGACUAUGAUUAUUCAAAGGUUACUACAAAAGGCAAUCGGGCAGUUAUUCCCUCGAAAAGAGCAGCACAAAAUCGUGCGGCACAGAAAGCUUUUCGACAAAGAAGAGAACAAUAUAUUAAAGAUUUGGAAGCUAAAGCGAAAUUAAUAGAUACAUGGCAGGAGGAAUUACUAGCGCUGAGGAAUGAAAACAAAGAAUUACGGGAAAGAGUGAGUUUAUUAGAAAGUCGAAUUGUUAUAUUGGCAAAAGGUGAAAUAGACAAAAUACCAGAGAUGAGCAAUAACAACAGCAACAAUAAUAGUAAUAGUCAUAAUAGUAAUACACCAAAAAAGGUGCCUAUACCAGUUUCACCAGCAACUAUAAUGAGGAAAAACUCUAUUGAACAAUCCAUAUCCGUGAAUCAUAAUGAAAAUAAUUCAAUGUCUUCUAAUAAGAGAUCGCAUAGUCAUGAUUCACCGCGGAUAAUACCACAUGAAUUGUCUGAUUCAGAAGAUAAAAAUAAUCUUGGCCCAAAACAGUCUAUGCCCUUAAGAAGAUCCGAACAAACAGAACUUGAGAGCUCUUCAUCGUAUCCUAUAAAUGAUCAUGAUUCCAUAGGAAAUGAUAGUUUACGGCAACAUGAAGAUAAUAAAAAACGUAAAAUAGUAGAUAAUACAUUAAAUCUAGGAGAAACAACAACAACAACGACACCUAUGGAUCAAGUAUCGACGUCAAACAAUAAAACGUCUAUAAAUACAACUGUUAUUCAAAACUCAAACAAUAAUGCAAUAUUAUUGCCUAUUCAGGAACCACUCCAAUAUCCUCCGAACCCAUACUGGACAAAUAACUCUAAUGAUCCAAAUAAUAAUAAUAGCAUAACAGACAUCAAUCAAGUGCCAGCUAUGGGUGGUCCUAGUGACUUUGAUUUAGAUUUUGAUUUUGAUCCAUUCUUUGAAGAAGACUUUGGUCCUACAAUUGCUAAUAAUAAUGAAUUUUUACCGAAUGCAAAUAGUGGACAAGUAUUAGAUGAUCUAUUUGCAAUGUUACAGACUAGACAAAGACCUCAAAUUCCAAUGAUUCCAAUAGAAGAAAAUUCAGGAUUAUUAACCAAUAAUACAGGAAAUUAAACUCUAUUUUUUUUUUAUUUUUUUAUUUUUUAUUUUUCGGGAAAAAAUAGUUAUAAUUGUAACUUGUAUAAUUCAUGUGUCAUUUUCUUUACUAAAAUAAAAAAUAAAAUGAAAUGAAAUAAAAUA
Molecule: messenger RNA, 1644 nt
Organism: Cokeromyces recurvatus
Lineage: Eukaryota; Fungi; Mucoromycota; Mucoromycetes; Mucorales; Mucoraceae
Exons: 3
Coding region: 274-1518 (414 amino acids)
Cellular component (GO): RNA polymerase II transcription regulator complex
Molecular function (GO): transcription cis-regulatory region binding; DNA-binding transcription activator activity, RNA polymerase II-specific
Source: RefSeq, a predicted model, not a curated record